AUGCAAUUGAAACGAUCAUCUGGAAUAUUAUUACAUAUAACAUCAUUACCAUCAUCAUUUGGAAUUGGUGAUUUUGGUCCAGAAGCUUUUAAAUUUAUUGAUUUUCUAGCUGAAACAAAACAAAAAUUAUGGCAAACAUUACCUAUAUGUCCAACAAAUUCUCCAUCACCAUAUUCAAGUUUAUCAGCAUUUGCAGGUCAUUCAUGGUUAAUAUCACCAGAUAAAUUAUUAGAAAAUAAACUUUUAACAAAAGAUGAUUUAAAAUCAAUUGAUCAAUCGAAAUUUAAUAAUUCAUAUGUUAAUUUUGAUGAAGUAAAAAAAAUCAAAGAACAAUUAUUGGAAAAAGCAUAUGUUAAUUUUAAAAAUAAUAAUAAACAAGCGCAAGAAAUUUUAAAUGAUUUUUUUCAACGUGAACAAUAUUGGAUUGAUGAUUUUACAUUAUUUAUGACAAUCAAAGAAAAACAUAAAGAUACUAUAUGGUGUGAUUGGCCUGAACCUUUACGUCGUCGUGAACAAACUGCUUUACAAAUGAUUCGUCAACUUGAGAAAGAUCGUAUAGAAUAUUAUUUAUUUGUUCAAUAUAUAUUUGAUCAACAAUGGAAAGAAUUAAAAAAAUAUGCAAAUGAUUCUAAAAUCAAAAUAAUUGGUGAUAUACCUAUCUAUGUUGAUUUUGAUUCAGUUGAUGUUUGGUCAAAUUCUCUUAUAUUUCAAUUAGAUCAUGAUGAUACUAUGAAACCAACUGUUAUAGCAGGUUUUCCACCUGAUCAUAGUUCAAGUACAGUACAAAAUUGGAAUAUGCCAGUCUAUGAUUGGAAUAAUGAAAAUGUUAGAAAAGAUUUAUUUGAUUGGUGGAUAAAACGUUUGCGUAAAGCAUUGACAAUUGAUGAUUUACUUCGAAUUGAUCAUUUUCGUGGUCUAGAAGCACAUUAUAUUAUACCAGUUGAUAUUAAAACACAAAAACCAAAUACUUCACAAGCACAUUGGGUUAAAACACCUGGUCAUGAAUUAUUGACAGCUGUAACAGAAUCACUUGGUUCAGAUGUUCCAUUAAUUGUUGAAGAUUUAGGUGAUGUUACACCAGAAGUAUUUGAAUUACGUGAUCGUUUUCAAUUAUACGGUGUUAAAAUUUUACAAAUGGGUUUCUAUUAUGAUACAGACAAUAUGUAUUGUCCACAUAAUUACACUCCAAAUUCAGUUGCAUAUACAGGUACUCAUGAUAAUCCAACAACAUUACAAUGGUGGACAAAAGAAGCAUCUGAAAAAGAAAAAAAACAAUUUAUUGAAUAUAUUCGUCGUCCAAUUGAUGGUGAUAAAGAAUUAAUAAAUGGUUUAAAACUUGAUAAACAUGUUGAUAAAUAUAUUUGUUGGUAUUUUAUACAAAUUAUUUUACAAUCAGCUUCAAAUGGAGCAAUUAUUCAAAUGCAAGAUAUUUUAAAUGUUUCGACAAGAAUGAACGAACCAGGAAUAGCAUCUGAUAUUGAACAUAAUGGUCUACAAAAUUGGUCAUGGCGUUUUGAAUGGUCUCAAUUAACAUCAGAUAUUCGGAUGCGAUUAAAAAAAUUAACACAGAUGUAUGGACGCGAUUUAAAAUAUGGUAAAUCUAUUCCACCAGAUGAUAUGGUUAUGAAAGAUGAGUCGAAAUGUAUUUUACAAUAA
Messenger RNA from Rotaria sordida, 1656 nucleotides. The record is from the annotation of a GenBank genome assembly. Lineage: Eukaryota; Metazoa; Rotifera; Eurotatoria; Philodinida; Philodinidae.